AUGCUUGAUCCGUCAUGGACGCGAGCACGCAAAUUCCCAUGUUCUGCUGCUAGCGCUGCCCCAUCUGCAUCACGUCCAUACAAUCUCAAGCUAGCAAAAGACUCGAGCAUUAAACAUCCAAGAAAAAUGCUUCUGAGGAGCGCAUCAACUUCAGCAGCUGGACCCUUCUUUUCACCCUUCUCAGCCAGCCCUGAUAGAGACUUUGACACUGUUAACAACUCCCACACCAAGUCCAACCACAUCAAACACUACCCACUUUUUCAUGACCACAGGCUAUCACUCCCUCAUGGUUUGCCCCACCUCAACUUGACACCAUUAUCAGGCAGCAGCUCAUCUCCACUCUCUGAACUCAAUCAAGAAAAGGCUAGUUUUCGACUUAACAGCUUUCGAAGAGCUUGGUCCGAUAGUAACUUGGACGAUUUAGUCUAUACAUGGUCUUGUGAUCAAGACGAGUUUCAUAACUCAACUACUACACCAAACAAGUUUCCGUAUAGACAUCACAAGAGAAUGUUGCAUUCUUCACCUUCUUUUUCGAUAUUUAACAAAAAUGAUGGACAAGAAGAUGAAGAACUCAAUAGGGUAGAUAUGGGAAGAGAAGAAGAUUUGAUGAGAACUAUUACCAUUGGAGAAAACAUAGAAUCAAUUGGUAGUGGGGAUUUCAGUUUUGGAAAGAAGAGCAUGGGGUUAAUACAGGAGGAAGGAGAGGAGGACCAGGAACAAGGAUCAAAUGAGAUUGAGAAUACAGAUAUUGAAGAAGUAAGAGAACCGGUUAGUCCUCCCAUGUAUCUUGCUACAGGGCUUGGGAUUGAUGAUAUAGAUUUCGGUGGUGAUAGUGGCGGCCGCGGCGGUUUUAAUUUAAGUUUUCCGAACUUUGACGAGAGUGGGCCGAGUGGUGAUGUGGAAGAGUAUUAUAAGAAGAUGAUUUAUGAGUAUCCCUGCCAUCCUUUGCUUCUAUCAAACUAUGCCCGGCUCUUGCAGUCUAAGGGAGACCUCCGUGGAGCAGAUGAAUAUUAUCAUCUCGCCACACUGGCAGAUCCUGUGGAUGGUGAAAUUCUGAUGCAGUAUGCGAAAUUGCAAUGGGAGCUGAACCAUGACAAAGAUAGAGCAUUAAUUAACUUUGAACGUGCAGUUCAGGCAGCCCCUCAAAACAGUAGCAUGUCUAGUAUUGUGGUGGAGAUUAAGUUGAAAAGGACCCUAGACAUCAAUUUGAUGAUUUCAAGUGCAAAAGCUCUUCCAGCUGCAGUGAUGCAAGACAAAUAUCGUGCAUGGACUUUGAAAAUGAUUGCAACCGAAUUCCAUGUUCUUGCAGCUUAUGCCAGUUUUCUCUGGGAAAUAGCAGGUGAUGGGGAAUGGGAUACAUCUCAACCAGAAUAUAUCCAGGUUGGAAUGGAGAGGAGGGAAUUCCAACUAAGCUUGACAGAUAUGGAAGACUAUGCUGCAUCUGAUGCCAACAAGGGUGGUAAUACUGAGGAGUAUUAUAGGAGGAUAGUUGAGGAAAAUCCUUGCAACUCUUUGGUUCUAAGAAAUUAUGCUGAGUUUCUGUAUCAGAAACAUAAAUACAAGUCUUUGAUGAUGAUUAGGAUGAUUUUGCAAACAUAUUCUGUAUUUAGAAUAGCGUCACGUGCAAAACUGAAAAAGGCCACAACAUGGCGCAGAGAUCACAGUGCAAAUUCUAGGUUAGGUGCUUCCAAGAGAGAUCUUGAAGGCGCUGAGGAAUACUACUCUCGAGCCAUACUAGCUGAUCCUGGUGAUGGUGAAAUCCUGUCACAGUAUGCAAAAUUGGUGUGGGAAAGUUAUGGUAACCAUGAUAAAGCCUUGUGUUACUUUGAGCAAGCAGUUCAAGCAACUCCUAAGGACAGCCAUGUUCUCGCAGCAUAUGCUAGUUUCCUAUGGGAAACAGAAGAAAAUGAUGAAGAUAGCACAAGUCAAUUUCAGAUGCCCAAUCACCAUGGAGGUGCUAUAGCAGCUGCCAAUGCUUAA
Messenger RNA from Dovyalis caffra, 1980 nucleotides. NCBI's taxonomy places the organism in Eukaryota, Viridiplantae, Streptophyta, Magnoliopsida, Malpighiales, Salicaceae. The record is from the annotation of a GenBank genome assembly.